This is a messenger RNA of Oncorhynchus mykiss (rainbow trout), 2168 nucleotides long. Lineage: Eukaryota; Metazoa; Chordata; Actinopteri; Salmoniformes; Salmonidae. The record is from RefSeq and is a predicted model, not a curated record.
CUAACACCAUCUCUCUCUCUCUCUCUAAGGAACCAUGGUGAGCAAGGCGGAGGGAGAUAAAAGCAUGCUCACCAACUCCGAGUCGGAUUCAGAGGUGGCGCCCACCCCCUCCCCUUCCGCCUCGCUGGCCCUGGAGGUCAAAUACUCCUUCCUGGACACCAGCAGCAGGUCACAGCAGCAGGUACGGAAGAGAAACAAGGCCCUCCAGGUGAGAUUCAAGGACAUCUGCGAGGCGCAGAACGAGCAGAGAGAGGCCGCUCUACAGAUGGCCGGGAAGGGGGGCAAGCCAGGCUCCUACAAGGUGGCGUACCGCAAGUACAUGACAGUGCCCGCUCGGCGCUCCAUCCCCAACGUCACCAAGAGCACAGGGGUCCAGACGUCCCCGGACCUCAGGAGCCGUUACAAGACCUUUCCCAUGGAGAGGAAGAAGGGCCACAGCCACACCAAGCAUGUGGAGAGAGACAAGGGCCACAGCCACACCAAGCAUGUGGAGAGAGACAAGGGCCACAACAAUGGGUUUGUCAUCGACGUCAAGCACUCCAGAGCUGUGGAGCGUUUAGGGGACAGGGGCGCCUGCGGUGGUGGAGGAGGAGGAGGAGGAGUACAGAGAACCAGAGCUGUGGAGCGUUUAGGGGACAGGGGCGCCUGCGGUGGAGGAGGAGGAGGAGGAGGAGGAGUACAGAGAACCAGAGCCUUGUUGCAUACUACGGAGUGCAUAGCUACGGUGGAGAAGCACUGUACAGACGACGUCCUCUACUCUGACUGUCUGAUGCUCACAGACGGCCCCUCUCCCUCCAACACGCCCGACUCCAACCCACAGGCCACCGAUUACCAGAUCUGCAGUGUCGACUCCAACCCACAGGCCACCGACUACCAGAUCUGCAGCGUCAGCUCCAACCCCCUGGAAGGACUAGAACACAGGGAACUGGACUCCUCGGACUGUCCGGCCGGGAAACGGCUGAUGCUCCACUCGGAGGAGCCAGGCUCUAGCAGGACUCUGCCGGGGGACAUGAGAGGGUCUUCCUCAGUCUCCAAGGUGACCGGCCCCAUCUCCUGGAACUCUCUGACCCAGGUGGAGUGUCUGGAGAGCCCGACAGCACGGAGCAAACUAAUGAAGGGACUGGAGCUGAAUGGACUACAGUCUCAGACUCUACCGCGGGCCGCUGGCUGCACUACUCAGGCACAGUGUCAUGAACCGGCAACGUUCUCAUCACAGACGUUCUCGACACAGACGUUCUCGCCACAGACGCUGUCGGCCCGGACCACGGGGGAGGCGCUGGGAUGUAGGAGUAGCGGGGUCGAACCAGCGACCGUAGCGACUACGGGGGGAGUUAACCCCGGGGGGGCCUGUAAGCAGAUAGUACCGGUACUGACUCAGAAAGGGGAGGGAGGAGAGGAUGUGAAAUCACAGCUUCAGGCCAUGGAGAACCUGAUCUCCUCCAGCCAGGAGACCAUCAAGGUCCUACUGGGAGUUAUACAGGAACUGGAGAAGGGAGAGGCCCACAGAGAGGGCCUCUCCUAUCGAACCGGACAGGACACGGCCAACUGUGACACGUGUCGGAACAGCGCAUGCAUAAUUUACAGUGUGGAGCUGGACUUCAAACAGCAGGAAGACAAGCUGCAUCCCCUGAUGAAGAGGCUGUGUCCUUCAGAGGACCCACACUUAUCUCUGCCUUACCCCCCUGAGGCCUUCACCUCCACCCCUAAACGCAAGGCCAAGGCCGACUCCAAGAAGCACGCCCGAUGGAAACUCUGGUUCCUCUGAGACACAGCAGGAAUUAAUAUCCCCCCCAAAAAAACAAAUGUCGUCGUCUUAGGUCAGACAGAGGAGCAACAAGUUGAGGACUCCGUCUGCACUGCGGGACGAGGGACGAGCGUCGGAGUGACGGCACCUAUUGGAUUUACGGAAGACAGGAAGACCCGAACUCUGAUUCAGCUGGAUACCUUUGAUUUAUCACAUCUAUCCAUUUAUUCAUCUUUUGGGGAUUUUGGAUCACAACAAAACAAACAGAAUCCCGCUGAAAGGUUUUUUCAUGGCCUGGUAACCUCAAUCUAUCUAAAACUGGUGAGCCCUUCUAAUAAUGACAAUAGUGGAUAUUAUUGAACUGGGUUUUUUUUGGUUUUGGAAAGAGCGGCAGGAUCUGUAAAAAGAAAAACAUGAAAUAUGG